Dibothriocephalus latus is the source of this 441-nucleotide messenger RNA. The record is from the annotation of a GenBank genome assembly. Lineage: Eukaryota; Metazoa; Platyhelminthes; Cestoda; Diphyllobothriidea; Diphyllobothriidae.
CGCGGCGUCUCGAUGUCACAGCCCCCGACGAAGCCCAACUUUAGGUGGGAAACUGGCUACGAAAAAACCUGGGACGCCAUAAAGGAGGAUGAGUCGGGCAGUUUGGUUACCCGACUGGAACAACUCGUUCGCGAGGCUCACUCAAGUCUGCGUCAAAAACGCCGACAUUUGGCCCGGGGUAAUGAGGCUGGCCAUGUGCGUUUAGGCAUGAUGCGUCAUCUUUUCCUGAUCAUUGACAUGUCAGCCGCAAUGCUGGAACGUGAUCUCAGGCCGAGUCGCAUUCUUUGCACUCUGAGGUCUGCCGCGAAAUUUGUUGAAGACUUCUUUGACCAGAAUCCCACCAGUCAGCUUGGUAUAAUAACUACCAGCGAUACCAAGGCCAAGAGGAUAACGGAACUUUCAGGUGAGUUUCUUACAAAACGAACGCCCAUAGGCACUUAA